This is a messenger RNA of Piliocolobus tephrosceles (Ugandan red Colobus), 6445 nucleotides long. It is a transcript of the gene SP140, whose product is annotated as SP140 nuclear body protein. Gene Ontology annotation, biological process: regulation of transcription by RNA polymerase II. Bases 54 to 2657 code for a protein of 867 amino acids. The record is from RefSeq and is a predicted model, not a curated record. Gene Ontology annotation, cellular component: nucleus. The transcript has 27 exons. NCBI's taxonomy places the organism in Eukaryota, Metazoa, Chordata, Mammalia, Primates, Cercopithecidae. Gene Ontology annotation, molecular function: DNA binding; DNA-binding transcription factor activity, RNA polymerase II-specific; protein binding.
CCAGACAGGCAUCCCAGUCGUCUCUCUUUCACUUGCUCUCUAGCGAAGGGAAGAUGAGCCAGUGGAGCUCAAAGUCCAGCCAGCCCAUGGUCACCGAGCAGGAAGAAGAUGGCACUGAGAGGAUGGUCACAGAUAUCCAGAAUGCAGAGGAUCAGAACCUGCAGGAGCAGGUUUGCCCUGAGCCCAUUUUCAGGUUCUUCAGAGAACACAAGGUAGAGAUUGCAAGUGCAAUAACAAGACCAUUUCCUUUCCUUAUGGGCCUCCGAGACCGCUCCUUCAUCUCUGAGCAGAUGUAUGAACAUUUUCAAGAAGCUUUUAGAAACCUGGUCCCAGUGACAAGAGUGAUGUAUUGUGUACUCAGUGAACUGGAGAAGACGUUUGGCUGGUCACAUCUGGAAGCAUUGUUCAGCAGGAUUAACCUGACGGCCUAUCCUGAUUUAAACGAGAUUUAUAGAAGCUUCCAAAAUGUAUGCUAUGAACACCCACCUCUCCAAAUGAAUAAUGUAAUCGAGUCAGAAGACAGACCCAGAUUACUACCAUAUGGUAAACAAGAGAACAGCAAUGCCAGUCACGAAAUGGGUGAUGUAGCAGCGCCUCAGGAAGCCUUGAGCCCCUCGCCAAAGUGUGAGCCAGGUUUCUCUUCAGAGUCUUGUGAGCAAUUAGCCCUCCCAAAUGCUGAUGGAGGAGACACAGAAGACGCACCUAGUCUACUACCAGGUGGGGGAGUGUCCUGUGAACUUGCUAUACAAACAGAUGAAGGAGAAUUAGAUGAAAUGCCCACGUUACUGCCUUACGAUACAGAAGUUCUAGAAAGCAACAGGAUGACAGAUGCAGCAAGAACAUACAGCACAGCACCAGGGAAGAAAGAGGGAGACGAGGAAGGCAGGAACAGUCCCGGAAAAAGAAACCAAGACAAGGAGAAGUACCAAGAAAGUCCAGCGGCAAGAGACGGAGAGACUUUUGAUCUAAAAACUCCCCAAAUCACUAAUGAAGGAGAACCAGAGAAGGGGCUCUGUCUACUACCAGAUGAAGGAGGAGAGGGCAGUGAUGGCUGUUCGCAAAUGUGUGAUGGAGAAGAGCCCCAGGAAGCCUCUAGCUCCCUAGCAAGAUGUGGGUCAGUUUCUUGUUUCUCUGCAGAGAACUUGGAUCUAAAGACUCCCCAAAUCACUAAUGAAGGAGAACCAGAGAAGGGGCUCUGUCUACUACCAGAUGAAGGAGAAGAGGGCAGUGAUGGCUGUUCACAAAUGUGUGAUGGAGAAGAGCCCCAGGAAGCCUCUAGCUCCCUAGCAAGAUGUGGGUCAGUGUCUAGUGAGCUAGAAGAUCACCCAAUGAAUGAAGGAGGAGAAUCAGAAGAGCUUGCUUGUAGCCUGCCACACGAUGAUGUAUCAGGAGCAGAGCAAUCAGCAUAUGAAAAUGAGAAGUGUUCCUGUGUCAUGUGUUUCUCAGAAGAGGUGCCAGGAGGCCCAGAAGUAAAGAUGGAAAGUGAUCAAGCAUGUGGCACAAUGGAUACUGUGGAUAUUGGAAACAACGCUACUUUGGGAAAACCCAAGAGGAAAAAAAGAAAAAAGAGGGGGCAUGGCUGGACCAGAGUAAGAAGGAGAAUGCAGAAAAACGUCCAACAAAAUGAAAACAGCAAAGCCGAUGGCCAGGUGGUCUUGAAUGAAAAGAAGGCGAACGUGAAUCUGAAAGGCCUUUCCAAGAUUAGGGGGAGAAAGAGAGGCAAACCUAGAACCCACUUCACUCAGAGUGACAGAGCUCCACAGAAAAGAGUCCGAUCAAGAGCUUCAAGAGAUGAAACUGUGGAUUUUAAGGCUCCUUUACUUCCAGUGACCUGUGGUGGGGUGAAGGGAAUUUUACAUAAGAAGAAAUUGAAACAAGGAAUCUUGGUGAAGUGUAUACAGAGUGAGGAUGGAAAUUGGUUCACCCCCAGGGAAUUUGAAACCAAAGGAGGCCACGCAAGAUCAAAGAACUGGAAGCUGAGUGUGCGCUGUGGCGGGUGGCCCCUACGAUGGCUGAUAGAGAAUGGAUUUCUGCCUAAUCCUCCAAGAAUAUAUUACAGGAAAAAAAAGAGAAUACUGAAGUCUCACAACAAUACCUCGGUUGACCUUUGUAUGAGAAACUUGGAUGAGUGUGAGGUGUGCCGGGACGGAGGGGAGCUGUUCUGUUGUGACACUUGUUCAAGAGUCUUCCAUGAGGACUGUCACAUCGCGCCUGUGGAAACUAAGAGGACCCCGUGGAGUUGCAUCUUCUGCAGGAUGAAGGAGUCUUCAGGAAGCCAACAGUGUUGUCAGGAAUCUGAGGUCCUGGAGAGGCAGAUGUGUCCGCAGGAACAGUUGAAAUGUGAGUUCCUCCUCUUGAAAGUCUAUUGCUGUUCUGAGAGCUCCUUUUUUGCCAAGAUUCCAUACUAUUAUUAUAUUAGAGAGGCGUGUCAAGGCCUGAAAGAGCCCAUGUGGUUGGAUAAAAUCAAGAAAAGGCUGAAUGAGCACAGUUACCCCCAAGUGGAGGGGUUUGUACAAGACAUGCGCCUCAUCUUCCAGAACCACAGGGCCUCUUAUAAGAAUGAAGACUAUGUAGAGACCGCUCAGGACAAUGCAAAUGAAGAGUCCUGCGCAGGGCGACAAAGUGAAGAGAGCGUUCAUCCUCCGAAGGAGCUGUAGGACUGGCCAGCUGCAUCAGCAGGAGUGAGGAGAUUGUGUCUGGGAGUGGAUCCUGGUCCAGGAAGGGCGAAAUGUGAAACCAGAUAAGUGAGAAUUAUUGACAAAAGGACAAGCCUCUCUACCACAGAGUUUAACUAGCCUGGCAUGGGCCAAAGGUAACAAUUCUGAUAUACUCCUGGGUGGCUCCCAGAGACUUAGUGUAAGCCAUGCUACACAUUAAACCAAGUGGAAGCAGAGAUACCAGGACCACUGUGGCAGAGUCGGGGAAAAGGGGUCCCAAGAAUAUAGAAGUUGGUGUGCUAGAAUGACUCUGUGCUCUACAACUGGAGAAUCCAUCCAUCAGGCGACUGAGUUCCUCCAACGGGUGACACUACUAAGGUGUCUCCAACACUAACUAAGGUGAGAAGGAAUGCACUGCUGAGGGGGCAGCACAUCCUUGAGAAGCUCAAAGGUGGCUGUCCCCUGCAGGCUGGAAUAAUGCUAGGGAUGUUUUAUAGAACUGGAUCCCCCAGUAGUAAGCAAAAUGAUAGAAUUCCAGAAUAACAGAGGCCAAGUAGCAGCAUUUAACUGUGAGGACAAGAUAAAGUAAUUUCCCUAAGGGUCAUCAACGUUAGAGUGACAGCUGAGAGGCCUGGCCUGUAGGUGUCUAUGAAGACAGACACGCAUGGAUAUGCUCUUCCUACAGACAAGACAGAUGGGCAGCUGACAAGGAUAUUGCUUUAGAUAUAUAAUAAAAAAAAAAAUUGAAAAUUGAUGAGCAGAAUGCCAAGGUCACCUCUCUAAAGGUAAAGUCUAGACCCCUUUCCCAGCUUCCGAACCUCAGCCAGUUCUCAAUGGAAUCCAGAACCCACUGUUGGAAAUGAGGGCAGUUUCUCAUAAGGAAGAACCUUGUUAAUGUGCACAGCACUGAUUUCCUCGAGUUUUCACAGGAGGGCUCUACGGUCAUUUGUUCGAGUAACUCACAUGCUGGGGAAAGGAAAAUACACAGAUCUUUCAAGGGAUGUUGAGUACAAUGUCAGAGUUGAUGCUAAUCCCUGGGGACCCAAAGCCCUAUCGUAGCCCCUGUUAGAGUAGAGUACAUGGAGAUCAGGUAACGUCCGUCUCACAAUGGGCCCUCUGGAUCCACAGAGCCACCCAGCAAUCAUUUCCCCAGUUCCUGAAUGUAUAAUCAGGAUAUACAUUCAUACAUACAUCAUAAUACAUAGCAAUUGGCUGACCUGGUUCCUUAACCUGUGGUUUCCUAAACUAUGAAAUAACAAUGACUGUCUUAGGGAGGACCACGCAGAAGGCUCUGAAACUGAAGUUUCAUGGUGAAAAAAGAGUAAGUUAAAAGCAAUUAUCACAUUCUUGGGGAAUGAUAGAGAUUAGUGCCACCUACAAAGACGUGAAGGAGGCAGGGGUUGUUAUCCCAGUUACACCUCCAUUUUAAUUCAGCAGUCUGCCCUCUGGAAAAGCUAGGUGGUUCAUGCUACUAAACAACUACUAGAAACUUAACCGAAGAGUAACCCCAAUUACAGUUGUGGUGCCAUAUCACUUACUAAGCACAGCUUUAGUAAGUGAUAUGAAACUAUUAAUAUGGAAAUGCCACUUUUAAAGGAUCCAGCAGGUUAUAGGUUGAGAAGCAAUUCACAUUCUCAGGGAUUGGACAACAGUAUAUCUUUACAGUCUUGCUCCAGGGCAAUGUGAAUCCUGGUCUGUGUUACAAUAUAGCCUUUCUGGACACGACAUUGGUCCACUGGAUUGAUGACACUGUGUUCACGGGCCUGAUAAGCGAGAAAUGUUGACUAUUCUGAAUGACUUAGUAAGUCAUAAACACUGCAGGUGGUGGGAGAGAAACAUUGCAAAGAUUCAGAGAUAUGCCAUAUAGGUAAGCUUUCAGGGGUUCAAUGGUCUGGAGCAUGUCAGUGUAUCCCCUCCAAAGCUCCAUGCUAUUGUAGCUCAUAUUUCCAGCACUAAGAAACCCAGAGCUUGGUGGGCCUCCCCAGGUUAGGAGAAUCACCGUGGUUGACAUUCUGAUGAAUGUGAUUCUAGGCUUUGUAAUGUGUGUGUGUUUGGGAGUCAGGGAGUAGGGAGGCAGUGGGUAUACCAUCUUAAUAAAUAAAAAAUGCUUAUCGAUUUUUUUCACUUAAUAAUAUACAAUGGACAUUGUCACAUCAAUAAAUACAGCUCUACAUCAUUAUUGCCAUACCUUUCAUUUUUUCAUCCAGACUGAAUUGUUAUUGGCUAGUUAGUGAUUUUUGUCUUGUAAGCAACACUAACUUGUACUGACAGGCAGCGUAGGCUAGCAUUUAAGAGCACAGACUCUGAAUGUAGCCCAUGUAGGUAGAAGCUUAGCUCCUGCACGUGUCUACUUGUUGGCAGUGUGUGCGUGGGCAAGCUAUUCUUCCUUCCCCUGCACUGUUUCAUCUGUAAAAUGGAGGUAACUCUCUGGAUUAUUGUGAAGAUUAAUAAGUUAUUAUUUAUUGUUCACUUAGAAAGCUUCUGGCCUUGCAUGCAAUACAUAAGUAAUAAAUAAACAAAUCUAAGAUUAACACAAACACCCUUGUAUCAAUUCAGGCUCUUUGCCAUCAGUUGGGUCAAGAGAGACCCAAUUUAUCUAGGUGAGACAAAAAGUGACUUUGAUGAUGAAAUACACAGUGCCUCACAGAAAGGACUGGAAGGCAGGGGUACUGAGCUGGCAAAUAGCCCUGGAAAAAGGCAGGAAUCAGAGUGGUUCCAGGCAUUGAGCACCAGGAAUGAUGCAGCUGUGUCCUUAAGGAUGUUAAUAAUUUUACCAAUCUUUUUUUUUCUUUUUUAAAACAAACAAACAACUCCUCACAAUACUUCACUCAAGAGCCCAACUCCCACCAAACAGAUCUGGCUGGCCUGGCCUGCUCAAGGGCCAGCACUGUGUUUAACAUCCCCUCAUUCUUGCGCCCAGAAGGGAGAGCUCCUUCACCCAAAGGAACUGGGAACUGUUAGGAAAGGGGGAUGGAGGAGGCUGAACAGCCAAGAAAAUCAUAGCUGACCAAGGGAACCCACCUGGAACACUCAAGGCCUGGACCACUGCUGUCUAAUGGAGGAAUAGGGACAAUUCCAGGCCAGUCAGAGAGGCCGCAGAGUUGGGGGCUGCCAAGUUCUUUGGGUCCAUGGGACCAGGUAACUGUUUCCCUAUUGCCCUGUGCUGCAGAGGCAAAGUCUGAGUUGGUCACUGUUCUAGAAGGAAGGGGGUCUGCCUUACACCACUGGACAACCAAGAACAAGGACCGGGGCUAUACUGUCAUGGUGUCAAUCCAGUACACCCUCAUUCAAAGAGACGCUGGAUCCUGGGUGGGUUCCUACCCUGGGGGAGUGUGCCAUGUCUCUGGGCGCUUCCAGGACCUGGUGCUCUAAUUGUCUUGAGCUGGGAGGUCGUGAGCUCUUGGUAAUGACCUCUCAGCUGGGAUCUACCAUGGUGAGUCCUGGGCGUCAGCACACACUCUGCUCUGCUGAGCUGGGAGAAGCACAUUCCACCGGAAAGAAGGGUAGAUGGCCCUGAGAGGCUUCACAAAACUCUGGAAUUGGAGUCCAGGAACUAAAGUUGUCAUGACUGUUUCCUAUGACACCCAACUCUCACAUAUACCCAGUAGGGUACCAUUUAUUCCCUAAUUAGAUGCUCAGGGAAGUCACAGCAGGAAGGCGGCAGAGGGAAGACCAGGGCCUGCAUCCCUUGGAAAGAGGUGGCUGCUUCAGUAAGUUCCUGAAACCAGUACAGGAUUCGAUACCAUCACUCAAUCUCCUGUAACAAAGACAAAAAAUACACUUAGUCU